CCGCUCCCAGGCGUCCUUGCAAGGUCGCUUUCCGGAGCGGGAACGCGCUUGAAGCACAGGCCCUGGGGCCGGGGACGCGCUCUCUUCUUGCCUCGGGACUAGGGGAGACAUGGCGGGGUACACUCCAGACGAGAAACUGCGGCUGCAGCAGGUGCGCGAGCUCAGGAGGCGGUGGCUGAAGGACCAAGAGCUGAGUCCUCGGGAGCCCGUGCUGCCGCCGCAGAGGUUGGGGCCCCUGGAGACGUUCUGGAAUAAGUUUUUGCUGCACCCGACCCCCUGGAGGAAAGCGCUGCAUAAGGUAUACCGACACAGUGUCCUUGCUUUUACUCAUGUACUUAUACCUGCCUGGAUUAUUCAUUAUUAUCUCAAAUAUCAUGUGUCUGCAAAACCAUAUGGCAUUGUUGAGACGAAGCCCAGAUUGUUCCCAGGUGAUAUAAUUCUGGAGACUGGAGAAGUAAUUCCACCAAUGAAAGACUUUCCUGAUAAGCAUCACUGAAGGUUACUUAAACAUUUCGUGGCUUUUGAGCCUAAGUUGUUCCACAUUACCAUGCUUACUGAAUAUAUUUUCUGGAAAAGUAACUUUAAUAAAGUAAACUAUGCGUUUACUCUUGGAAA
Echinops telfairi (small Madagascar hedgehog) is the source of this 615-nucleotide messenger RNA. RefSeq names its product NADH:ubiquinone oxidoreductase subunit B6 (gene NDUFB6). Gene Ontology annotation, biological process: mitochondrial ATP synthesis coupled electron transport; mitochondrial electron transport, NADH to ubiquinone. The transcript has 4 exons. The record is from RefSeq and is a predicted model, not a curated record. Bases 110 to 496 code for a protein of 128 amino acids. NCBI's taxonomy places the organism in Eukaryota, Metazoa, Chordata, Mammalia, Afrosoricida, Tenrecidae.